Messenger RNA from Sungouiella intermedia, 981 nucleotides. The record is from the annotation of a GenBank genome assembly. NCBI's taxonomy places the organism in Eukaryota, Fungi, Ascomycota, Pichiomycetes, Serinales, Metschnikowiaceae.
AUGUCUAAGAAUACUAAAGUUCAGGACAUCUUGUCCGCGGGCUCUGAAAGCGACAAUGAAGAGCCCCAGGUGAGAAAGACUUCCAAAUUAGCCGAUGACUCUGACGACGAUUUCCAAUCCGAUGACGAGGAGGAGCAGGUCUUCCAAACGAAAAAGAAGGUCAUUUCGUCCAGAUUCGAUGAUGACGCCGAAAGUGCCGAUGAGUCCGAGAAGGAAGAUGCUGAUGAUAAAAAUGAGGAGUCUGAAGAUGACGAGGACGUAUUUUUUGGCAAACUUGACGAAACUUCUGCCAUGGUGAGCGAGGAGAAGUCGAGAUCCAAGAAACUCAAGAGAUUGACACCAGAACAGCUUGCUAAAGAGCAAAAGAAGAUUAAGAAAACCGGUGUAUGUUACUUGUCGAGCAUUCCACCAUAUAUGAAGCCUGUUAAGUUGCGUUCUGUGCUCUCGCGGUUCGGAAAGCUCGAUAGAGUGUUCUUGAAGCCUGAGGAUCCAUCUGCUUACCUGAAACGAGUAAAGUACGGCGGAAACAAGAAGAAGAAGUACACUGAAGGCUGGGUGGAGUUUGUCAACAAGAAGGAUGCGAAGCUUUGUGCGCAAACCAUGAACGGAAACAUUUUGGGAGGAAAGAAGUCGUCGUACUAUCAUGAUGAUGUGAUCAAUAUCAAAUACUUGUCUGGAUUCAAAUGGUUCGACUUGACCCAGCAAAUUGCAAAGGAGAAUGAGAUUCGCCAGUCCAAAUUGGCUUUGGAGGUUUCGCAACAGGCUAAACUCAACAAGACGUUUGUUAACAAUGUGGAAAAGUCUAAGUACAUCACUAAGAAGAGGAAAGCCAACGAAGCUGAAGGAAAAGAAGACAAGAAGGCGGCUAAAAGAACCUUUGACCAGCGUGAUGUCACUAGUACGCGUGCAGAUGCCGACGUGGCUUUUAAGAAGGCCAAGAACAGUGAUGAUCUUCAAAACAUUCUCUCCAAGGUGUUCUAG